Molecule: messenger RNA, 1638 nt
Organism: Trypanosoma conorhini
Lineage: Eukaryota; Euglenozoa; Kinetoplastea; Trypanosomatida; Trypanosomatidae
Exons: 1
Coding region: 1-1638 (545 amino acids)
Source: RefSeq, a predicted model, not a curated record
AUGAGCGACUUUGACUACGAGCGUCUCUUCCGCCCGCAGCGGGAGGAUGAUGGUGAGCUGCGACGCAUCACGGAGGACUUCCAGCGACAAAUGAAGUUCAUGGACGACGAGGAUGAGGAGGAGAUGAAUAACCCGGGUGUUACCCCGCCGCGCCCUCCACCCCUCUCGAGCUCGACAGCAGGAGCCACCGCGACGAGUGACACCAACACGAACGGCACCACGGAGUCACAGCAGCGGAACGGGGCGAAGGAGUCCAGGGCGGGUGCCACGUCCCCUCGCAUCCCGCAGCGGGCGUCGCGGGCGGCUGAGCCGGUGGAGGGGCAAAGUUUCACAAGCAGCCCCUCCCGCGGACACCAACAGCUGACGUCAAGUGGCGCACAGACGCCCACGCAAACCUCAAACGAAAAUUCUACCACCCGGUUGCCGGGGUCCGUCGCUGCCGCGUCGGGGGUUACCAGUGAAGCCAGCGGCCCGAAGACGACCCCGGUGUUGGUUCCGGACGCGCUUCCCAAGCCGUUGCCGCCGUAUUUGCAUCAGGAGGAGUGCCCCCCGCCGUACGGGUGGGUGAACGGCGCGCAGGCGAAGCAGCCGCUGGGGGUGACGGCGAUGUCCCCGGGUGUUCCUGUGCAAAAUGUCCGCGCCGUUUCUUCCACGCUUCAGCCGUCGCAGGUGCCGUUUGCGGCGUUUGCCCCGGAAUCUCAGACGCUUGCGGCGACUGGGUUUCCUUUUGGCUUACAAGCACGUUCAAUGAUGCUGCAACCGCAGCCGCAACAGCCGCCACCGCCACCGCCACCACCGCCACCGCCGCCGCCACCGCCGCCGCCGCCACCGCCGCCGCCGCAGCAGCAGCAGCCACCCCAUCAGGCGCAGCAGCAAUCGGCGUCAGGCGCUGCCGUAGCACAGCAUUUUAACAUGAGCCAACAGUCACCAGUGCUACCACCGCAUAUAUCGCCUGCGGCCGGGGCGGCAAUUCCACAGGCUCAACAUGCUUCGCAGGCCCAGACGCAGUAUGUGACAGGAAGUGUUCCACCGGGGUAUGCGCAGGUAUUAGUGCCUGUUCGGACGGCGGAUGGAACGACGGGCUACCAGCUAAUGAUGAUGUCGGCGCAACACAUCUCCCAGGGGACCAACGGUUUCUCUCCCCAGCUCGUGCAAGCGCAGCUGGAAAAGGCGCAAUUACAAAUGCAGCCACAGCAGCAACCAACACCACAGCAACCACAAGCAAUGAUGCAAUACAUGUGGCAUCCACCCCCACAGGCGCAGAAUCAACAACAGCAACCGCAGCAGCCGCAGCAGCAGCAGCAGCAGCAACAGCAACAACAAAUAGGCGCAAUACCACAGCAGUUCCUCACACCACAAUACACCAACCUUGCCUCGGCACCGCAGCGCUAUGCGCUUGUUUCUGCAAACGGUCAACAACAGUAUAUUAUGGCAUUGGCUAUGAAUCCCCUUCAACAGUUUCAGCAGCAGCAGCAACAACAACAACAGCAGCAGCAGCAGUUUCAGCAGCAUUCUCAGCAGUUCCAGCAACAACCACAGGCUGCAAGACCCGUGUAUCUCACAAGCCAACAGCCGCAACCGAUGUUUACCACCUCAAUGCUUCCUUCGGGAAUGCCACCUGGGUAUCGAUUCAAUUAA